GGGAAGAAGUGGUGUGUUGGCAUUCUGGCGAAAAUCAGAUGAAAGUCCAAUAAAACGACACUGCGUGUCCACGUACAGCAGUCAGACGUCUCGUGAUGCAGAAACACCUCUACUAAGCGACGUCUUCUCUCAAUAAACAACGACAGUGCUGAGGAGGGAAAAUGGGGAAGAAGGAUGCCAGUGCGACCGGAUUACCAGUUGAUCAGUACCGAAAGCAGAUUGGGAAACAGGACUACAAAAAGACAAAGUCGGUCUUAAAGGCCACACGGCUGAAAGCUGAAGCAAAGAAGAAUUCCUCUGGAUUCAGGGAUGCGUUCCUUGUCAUUGCAGCAAUCCUCUUCUUUGUUCUCUGCGUCUACGCCUUCUUCUACCUCAACCUGAGCACUGAGAUUAACCUGGAUGUGGAUGUGGAUUAAUAAGAGUUGGACCUUCUUCUUUACACACUUUGUUGUUGACAUAUUGACGGUGAACCUCUUCUUCAGGAGAAAUGCUGCAAUGCAUUAAUCAGUAAAAGUUUCAGGCCAUUUUUGAGAUUUGACAUUACCUUGUGUGUAUUUUCUGUGUGCGGUAUAUGCAAUGAAACUGUACUGACAUAUAAUUACUGACAUAAUUAUACAAUGGUUUUACAUCUAUAAAUGAUUCAUUAUUUCCCUGAAGUACCUUUGAUUCCUGUUCUCUGAAAAAGUCAAUGACCUCUUGCUCCACGGCACUUGAAACAUUCUGCUGCAAAAUCUACAAUCAGCAACGGAAAUGAGCCUCUUUUUUUUUUUUUUUUUACACGAGUCUUCCAAACUACGGUUGAGACCAAGCUUUGUUAAUCUUAUUCUGUGGAGUCACGUCCCUCUGUUUUCUCCUCUAAUAGAAAAAUGUAAAUCUCCCGCUGAACCUCUCGUCACAUCGAGACAAACACUUGCCUCACAUUCCCGUGCACAAACCUCUCCUCCCGGAUAUCUGGAGAUCACAAAGUGUGAGAUUAGAAUCCACAAAGCCCUCGUCCUGAUUGAACAUGUGUGCAGAAUACAGAGCAACACAUUGUACCUGCUGCACAUACACGCAGCACUUAGACAGACACCCGCAGGAUUAGCAUUACAAAUAUGACGCUGUUCUUUCAUUUGAAUGGAAAUUACAUACAUGAACGAUGACUGAAUAAAGGUGGCUCUACACCUUGAUGAUUUUCUUCUUGUCAAAUAUGUAUUGCUGUCCCUUUUUAAAGAUGUGAUGCGUCUCUGUAGAACGGAAUAUGAAGGUUCGUCAAUGCUUCUUUUUCACAAGUCUUUACUCUUUGUGCACCAGGCCGGCAAGACGUACAGACUGACCUUCUAUUAACCAUUUCAGUCCAAGUGCUUCCACUGUUUGAGAUUCUUUAUCACAUGUGCAAAGUCGGGGUCUUUUUUUAUUGAGUCCAUUUGUCUUUGUUGGAAAUUGUACAUUAUUUUUCAUUUUAUUAACACUUUAUAUUCCAUGUUUUUCCCCUAACUAGCAAUAGCAGCACUGUUGUCUAAAAGGCAACUGACGCAUUGUUUUUGAAGUCGUCUAUAAAAGUCCUAUACCAAAUACAUAGGACUUCUUUUGUUUCGAGUCUUAAAAAAACAACAAAAAAAAACAAAACAAGUCUUAUGUCUGUGCCCGA
Messenger RNA from Seriola dumerili (greater amberjack), 1630 nucleotides. RefSeq names its product triple QxxK/R motif containing (gene triqk). Lineage: Eukaryota; Metazoa; Chordata; Actinopteri; Carangiformes; Carangidae. The transcript is spliced from 4 exons. The record is from RefSeq and is a predicted model, not a curated record. Bases 162 to 416 code for a protein of 84 amino acids. Gene Ontology annotation, cellular component: endoplasmic reticulum membrane.